AAUCGUGAAUCGCGAGAGUACGAGAAUGGUGAAACCGUCGAAACCGCGACUUAUGGCCCGUGUGUUGGACGCAGUGGUGAAUCUCGGCGACAGCAGAGGUUCAUCAGCUCGCGAGGUCCUCGCUUUUAUCCGACAAAGCAACGCGUCGUUGAAGAAUCUAACGCUACAGGUGCGCCGAGCGUUAAAGCACGCGGUGAACGCCGGACUCAUGAGGCACAGGAGUGGACGUUACAAGGUACUGGUCACUCUGAACCCCGCUCCUAUCCCCGUUAUAUCGGCAAAAGUGCUGGCUAACAAUGAUGAAAAGAGUCAUGAUGAAACGUCGAAGUCCAAUGUACGAGCACCGGUCGACGAUCCAAAGUCUUCUCGUCGAACACAGAAGCGCAAUAAAGAUUACUUGCAAGAAUUGCAGCGACGACGGCGAAAGCGUUCUCGCGAGGACGAGGAGUUCGAGGACCAGUCGACCGGACGGUACGUCUUGUACGGUAGGGACGAGAAGCGUUCAAGAGUGUCCAAGCGAGAGUUCAAGUCCUCCGAUUUCUCCGACGGGAGUGAUUGCGAAAGUGACGUGAACCGGCAGCGCGUUUCUCGAGUGAGCACAUCGUCACGUUGGGAAGCCAAACGCGGGAAAGAAACGCGCGUGAGAUCGAGCGACAAAUCGACGUCGCGAGUUCGUAGCGCGCAACGGGUGCAAGCGCGGCAACAUCCGAUCGAGGAAGUGGAAAACGACAGACACCACCGGUGCGACGAGGAUCACCGGCUGACGGAGCGCGGCGCGGAGCAUCAAGAUGAGAGCGAGAACGUCGAAGGAGAUCGUCAGCAGCCGAGCGACGGCAGCAGCGGCAACGACCUGGAGAACUCGUGAUGCUCUGGCUUUUACCACUUCUUUAGUGGCUGUACAUCGACGUACAUCUAUAUAUAUUGUUUUCUUUGUACCUUUUUGUGUACCGGAGAGUGUCCUUGAGUAAUAAAUUUGUUUGUUGCGCCACUUGGUGGCGCAAGGGCAA
Molecule: messenger RNA, 1007 nt
Organism: Harpegnathos saltator (Jerdon's jumping ant)
Lineage: Eukaryota; Metazoa; Arthropoda; Insecta; Hymenoptera; Formicidae
Product: luc7-like protein 3
Exons: 5
Coding region: 26-865 (279 amino acids)
Biological process (GO): nucleosome assembly
Cellular component (GO): nucleosome
Molecular function (GO): DNA binding
Source: RefSeq, a predicted model, not a curated record